UCGGAGGAAAGCGAGGAGGUGGUGGCGGCGGCAGCAGCGGCUAAGUUGCUUCGAGGGGAGUCCAAGAUGACCGGUUCUAACGAGUUCAAACUGAACCAGCCACCCGAGGACGGCAUUUCCUCGGUGAAGUUCAGCCCCAACACCUCCCAGUUCCUCCUGGUCUCGUCCUGGGACACGUCGGUGCGCCUCUACGACGUGCCGGCCAACUCCAUGCGGCUCAAGUACCAGCACACCGGCGCCGUCCUGGACUGUGCCUUCUACGAUCCAACACAUGCUUGGUGUGGAGGAUUAGACCAUCAGUUGAAAAUGCAUGAUUUGAACACUGAUCAAGAAAAUCUCGUCGGAACCCAUGAUGCCCCUAUCAGAUGUGUUGAAUAUUGCCCAGAAGUGAAUGUGAUGGUGACAGGGAGUUGGGAUCAGACAGUUAAACUGUGGGAUCCCAGAACUCCUUGUAAUGCAGGGACCUUCUCUCAGCCCGAAAAGGUGUACACCCUCUCAGUGUCUGGAGACCGGCUGAUUGUGGGCACUGCAGGCCGCAGAGUGCUGGUGUGGGACUUACGGAACAUGGGCUACGUGCAGCAGCGCCGGGAGUCCAGCCUCAAGUACCAGACUCGCUGCAUCCGGGCAUUUCCCAACAAGCAGGGCUAUGUAUUAAGCUCCAUAGAAGGCCAAGUGGCAGUUGAGUACUUGGACCCAAGCCCUGAGGUGCAGAAGAAGAAGUACGCCUUCAAGUGUCACAGACUGAAGGAGAACAACAUCGAGCAGAUCUACCCGGUCAAUGCCAUUUCCUUUCACAACAUCCACAACACAUUUGCUACAGGUGGCUCUGAUGGAUUUGUAAACAUUUGGGACCCAUUUAACAAGAAGCGGCUAUGCCAGUUCCACCGGUACCCCACCAGCAUUGCGUCUCUGGCCUUCAGUAACGACGGGACCACACUCGCAAUAGCAUCGUCGUAUAUGUAUGAAAUGGAUGACACAGAACAUCCCAAAGAUGGUAUCUUCAUUCGCCAAGUGACAGAUGCAGAAACAAAACCCAAGUCCACCUAAUCAUCUCGUGAAAGUGGUUUCUCUAUGGCAAGCUUUGUUUUGCUUCCUACAAAUACAUACUCAUCCCCUAAGGGAUGCGUUGUAGUCAUUGUGGACACCUUAUUUAGUAUGUGGAUUUCUCUGUUUUCUUUCUUAAAAAAACUUGUCUUUGUGCCCUUCCAUGCUGACUUUGUGUAGGAUGAGGAGUCUUUGUGUCCUUGGGUGAUAGUCCGAAGAAUUUUUUUUACCCCCAGAAAGCCCAGUUGCAGUUUCGGAGCAGCUUGAGCUCUUUUUGUAAAAUAAUCUAACCCUGUUAUUGCCGUGCUGUCUAAUAAAUCAGAGAUUCAGAACCCUUAAAAAAAAAAAA
This is a messenger RNA of Mustela erminea (ermine), 1393 nucleotides long. Its product is annotated as mitotic checkpoint protein BUB3-like. Bases 67 to 1047 code for a protein of 326 amino acids. NCBI's taxonomy places the organism in Eukaryota, Metazoa, Chordata, Mammalia, Carnivora, Mustelidae. Gene Ontology annotation, molecular function: ubiquitin binding. The transcript has a single exon. Gene Ontology annotation, cellular component: kinetochore; mitotic checkpoint complex; bub1-bub3 complex. Gene Ontology annotation, biological process: mitotic spindle assembly checkpoint signaling. The record is from RefSeq and is a predicted model, not a curated record.